AUGCAAAGCCCAACGGCGAACAGAUUGCGGCCGCCCUUCUACCUCGAUGACUCCUUAGUAGGGGACAUUGUCAUUCAACCCUCCUAUACGAGACACAUCGAUGCCGGGACUUUCUUUCUCCACAAAGACGUCCUUUCCCGCGCCUCCCCAGUUCUUGCCCGGUUGAUCUCCGGCAUCACCUCAGUCUCCGUUGACGAACCCACCACCGUAUGGAAGCUCCUCAUCCCCAUAUUCUACUCUCCCAAAGUUCCCAUCGACUUCGUCACCAAUCUGAAGGGCAGCGAUGGGCUCCUCGACAUCGACCUCCUUCGGACACUCCUAGACGCAGGGCGCAAGUACGAAGCUCCCAGCAUCUCAGCCAGCGUCGCCGAUGCGCUCAUGCACGAGCCAGCCGUCGUCGCCAAGAAGGCCGUCGGCGUGUAUGCGCUCGCGUGCGCGUUCGAUUGCCCGGACCUCGCGCGCUUUGCGGCGCGUCAUUCGCUCAGCACGAAGCUCUCCUUCAACUUCUCCCCCACCGAGCCGUCGCUCGAAUACAUGGCUAGAAUGUCGGAUUAUCAUCGUCUUCUCGACCAUCGCAGACGAUGCGCGGAUGCUGCCAGGGAAACGGUUCAUAGUUCCGCCCCUCAAAUCGACCAACCUUACACUGGCAGCAACAACAUAUCCAGCUCGACCCAUUUCCUGAGGUCUAACGCGUCAAAGAGGCUAUGGAAUGCAAUCACGAUACUGUCCGGCUCAAAUAUGAACACUAUUUCCUACUCAACCCACCUAACAACCAAAUGCUAUGAUCAGGGGUACAGUGCCCAUCUCCAUCAAUCUUGGUGGAUAGCACUCGAAGAUUUACACCGCGAUCUUGAGUAUCAGCCCACUGAAGAUCUUGUGCGCUCUCCCUCCUUCACCAGAAAGUUGCUGGAUGGUAUCAUGCGAUGCUCUGGGCCGAUGGAUGCGAGUCACGCAAAUGCCGUGGAAGUAGCUGAAAUCUUGAUCGAGACCGUCUACGUUUGCCUCAAGGAGGCUAUUGAUAAGUGCAAGGGCCAGGAUAUCCGGUGUACGUACUGCAGGUAA
Molecule: messenger RNA, 1062 nt
Organism: Epithele typhae
Lineage: Eukaryota; Fungi; Basidiomycota; Agaricomycetes; Polyporales; Epitheliaceae
Exons: 2
Coding region: 1-1062 (353 amino acids)
Source: RefSeq, a predicted model, not a curated record